Lecanosticta acicola is the source of this 1524-nucleotide messenger RNA. NCBI's taxonomy places the organism in Eukaryota, Fungi, Ascomycota, Dothideomycetes, Mycosphaerellales, Mycosphaerellaceae. The record is from the annotation of a GenBank genome assembly.
AUGGCAGACUACAUCAGCGACUCACCGAAUCCGGCCGUCGGUCCAGGCAGGAACCAGCGCACACCUUCCACAGCUACGCAACAUAAGCGCAGCAACAACGACCACCGAAAUCGCAAGAACAACCAACAGCAGUUUGACGGCGCAGUCUCUGACGGCUUGGUAGCUCAAGCGCCUGGUUCACCACAUUCCAAGAGAUCACACAAGCAGAGACAAAGCGCUGCACUAGGCGCAGCGCCUGGACAGCAGCAGAACGGCAACAACAUGGGUAGAGCGAACAGUGUACAAAAUCAGAGGCCGGUGUCUAUGGCCGGCCCGGGUGUAGUGCCGGACACUCCUGCGAAAGAGGAAGUGUAUGCUGGCGCGAAAUUCCAGGACUCGCCAGCUGCUUCCGCACUUCCUAUGCCUAAGUACUUUUCAAAGUCUUUGCCAAACAACGCAGCGGGACGGAAUUCUCUACAAGCGAAGCUCGCGCAAGAGAGGGUGCAAUCGGGGCGUGAAUCUUCUUCGCCGGAAUCGGAUUCUGCGUCGCCUGCUCCUCAACCGCCGCCGCGAGAGGCACAGCAGUCUCCACUCGAUUUCUUCUUCCAAGCAGAUAAGGCUGAGAAACAGAGGAAUAUGAGUGGGAGCAACUCGCGUUCUCCCGAACUACCACGAUCUUCACAACCAUCUUCUACGUCGCAGAAUCCAUUUCAACAGUCCGGUCGGAGCGUCUUCUUGAGCGAGCUUGAUGGCGAUGAUUUAGACCGCCUUAGCCCUCGAACUAUACGACCACCAUUUGCCGAGAGAGCCAAGUCAUCACCUGGUGCUGCGAAUCAGUUCAGUCGAAGCGAGAGUGAUCGACAAGCAAAGACGCAAUCCUUGAAAGACAUUCUGUGGAAUACAACUGCAAACGCGUCCUCUACUACCCCUGCAUCUCAGAGUCGCAACCACUCCGGCUCUCAAACCCCAGACGGUGUCUUUGGCUCUCCGUCUCCUUUUCAGCGCUCUUCUGGACCUUCUACACCACAGCCAACCUCAGAACAACAACAGAACCACUAUUCCCUUCACUAUGGAAACCGGAACCUUUCACCACUCUUCAAGGCCGCUCAAUCCGACACGCCGCCACGCCCGUCUAGCCUGCGCCAAGAGCUACCAAACAAUUCGGCGUCCAUUACUAACUCCGCUGUAGAUCUUCAGCCUCCUCCUGCUCAUCACCAAGGCACUGUUGACCACAGCACCUUUGCGCGCUCCUACCUACAAGAGCAAAUCCGUAAUUCUGGGCCCGCUCAGAUGCCUCAACUUCCCUGGCAAUCUGGGCCGAAACCGAUUCACGCAUCUUCCGGCGCUCAUCAUCCGAAUUCUCCUUCUACUGGUUCUGUUUCUAUCCCUGUACAGCCUGUCAAUGCGCAGCACGGAGUUUCGGCGUCUUCACCUGCAUCCUCUGUGUCGGGGCAUUCCACUCCCCGCACGGCUGGAGGAUCACGAGACAUUGAUGCAAUGCAGAACGAUUUACGACGUAUUUUGAAACUCAAUGUAGUGGGGUAA